This is a messenger RNA of Entamoeba dispar SAW760, 2133 nucleotides long. RefSeq lists its product as uncharacterized. The coding region runs from base 1 to 2133 and encodes 710 amino acids. NCBI's taxonomy places the organism in Eukaryota, Evosea, Mastigamoebida, Endamoebidae. Gene Ontology annotation, molecular function: RNA binding; protein binding. The transcript has a single exon. The record is from RefSeq and is a predicted model, not a curated record. Gene Ontology annotation, biological process: positive regulation of rRNA processing; positive regulation of transcription by RNA polymerase I. Gene Ontology annotation, cellular component: nucleolus.
AUGGAGCCAACAGUAGGAGGGGGAAUUAUCACUGAUCAUGUACUUUUUAUUAAUGAAAGUGAAGAGGUUGUAGCAUCAGGACCAAAAGGAUUAAAUUUUUACAAAAUCUCAAAUGGACAAAUUAUAUCACGAUUAAUUAUAAAAGAAAAAGUAGUUGGAAUAUUUACAUUUACUUCAGAUAGUAUUUUUGUUAUUACAGUUGAUGGAACAAUUUCAUUAUAUUCAACUGAUACUUAUACUCUCACUAAACAAUGGAAAACAAUUAUUGAGGAUGUUCAAACAGUUCAAAAACUUGAUAAUAUGGUAUUUUAUAUGAAAUCAAGAACAUAUGCUUUUCUUGUUACGAUUAAUGUAAAUAGUGAUCAUAUCAAAAUUAAAGAAACUGUUAAUGGAAUACCUUCUUCAGAUGGUAGAAUUAUUUACAGUUUUAAUGGAAAUAAUAUUUUCCUUAUUGAUAGAAUUGAAAAUAAUAAAUAUCACACUAAAGUACAAGGACAUAUAAGAAAUAUUUAUGUUCAUCCAAAAAUCAAUACUGAUCUUUUUGUUUGUUGUGAAGGAGGUGUAUUUUAUUUACUUCAUUGUGAUGAAGAAUUAAAAAAAGGAAAUCAACUCAAUAAAAGUAUAGAAGAAGGUUUUUAUGAAUUUAUUCCUACAAUUAAUAAAUUCCAUUGGCAUUUUAAAAAUUUUGAUGGAUUUGCAUUAUUUCAAAAUGGUGAAAAAAUAUUAACAGGAGGAGAUAAUGGUGUUUUAGUAUUUUGGAAAACAGUAGAUGGUAGUCAAUCUUAUCUUCCAGAAAUUGGUGCUGAAAUAAAGAAAAUUACAGUUAAUAAUAUAUCAACAUUAGCUGCAUUAUCACUUGCAAAUAACUCAAUUGUUAUUGUAAGUUUAUCACAAAAGAAAAUUAUUAGAAUUAUUGCAGGAUUAAUUAAGUCAGAUAAAAUUAUUAUUCAUUCUGGUCCAAAAGGUCAAGUUAUUACUACUGGAAAUGGACCUAUUCUUCAAUUUUAUGAUCCAUCUGGGGAUCGAUGUGUUGCUAGUGCUGAAGUAUCACGACCUAAUGUUCUUCUUGAAUCACUUGAGAAAAGAAAACUUCCAGAUGCAGAUGUUAAAUAUAUAUCAAUGAUUGGAGAUGAUGAAUGGAUGGUUACAUAUGAUUUAAGAAAUAUGUCAUUAAGAUAUCACGAAAGUAAUUUAAGAUUCUUUAGAAAAAAACAAAAUGGAACAUAUGAACAAAUGGUUUGUAUUCCUGAACCAUUCCAAUCAGAAGUUACUUCAAUUGCAUCUUCUCCUUCUCAUAAAGUUGUAAUUACUACAUCACUAGAUCAUGUUUUUAAGGUUUGGGUUCUUGUUACUAGACAAACAAUUAAAACAAAAGGAGAAGUCCGAUCAAAUAUAACAUGGAAAUGUAGAUCUAUUGGUGCUUAUUAUGGAGAACCAUCAUAUUCAGCAUCUAUAUCUAAAGAUGGUAGUGUUAUGGCAGUUUCAUUUAAAACAGCAAUUACUAUAUGGGAUGUUUUAUCAAAUAAAUUAUUAUUUUCACUUCCUAUUCCAUAUGAACAACACAAUAAAGAAUUUAUACCUGUUGAAGUUCAAUUUUUAUCCAAUUCACAAUACAUUCUCACUAAAUCAAAACAAGGUGUUAUUAUAUAUGAUCUUCUUUCUAGAAAGAUUUAUCAAUCAUUCCUUUGUACUCCAAUUCUCAUUGCUGCACAUCGUACAUUAAAUUUAUAUUCAUUUGUUAAUAAAAAUACUGGACAUUGGGAUGUUUUCUUAAUGAAAAUAGGUGACAUAAAACCAGUUGCUGUAUGGAGAAUAGAUACAGAAAUAACAUCAAUGGUGUUCUACACUACAGUCACUGGUCUUGAAUACAUUUGUGCAGUGACAAAGAAUAGUGAAAUUUAUUCAUUACCACUAGAAAAUAUGAUUGGAAAAGAUGUACCUCAACCUUAUAUUGAUACAAAAGUUUCUGAAAAGAAGGCUGCUAUUACUCUGAAGAAACUUGAAAUGGACGAAUCAAAUAAUGAAACUCGAGUGGUAAAAAUUGUAAGUGAAUCAACAUUAGAUGGCCUAGAAGCAAAUAUUUCUGAUGUGAAUAACAUCUUCAACGUUAUUGUUGACUGUCUUCUUAAAUGA